UUAUUCAUUGUUACUUUUUACUUUCUCUUCCUCGUGUUCCUGUGAUCUCUAGCAGUCUCAUGUUCUCUGGUCAUCUCCUGUACCAUGUCUGCAGUCUCUGACCAUCUCCUGUACCAUGUCCGCAGUCUCUGGUCAUCUCCUGUACUGUGUCUGCAGUCUCUGACCAUCUCCUGUACUGUGUCUGCAGUCUCUGACCAUCUCCCAUAGUAUGUCUGCAGUCUCUAACCAUCUCCAGUACUAUGUCUGCAGUCUCUGACCAUCCCCUGUACUAUGUCCGCAGUCUCUGGUCAUCUCCUGUACUAUGUCCGCAGUCUCUGGUCAUCUCCUGUACUGUGUCCGCAGUCUCUGGUCAUCUCCUGUACAUGUCUGCAGUCUCUGACCAUCUCCCUGUACUAUGUCUGCAGUCUCUAACCAUCUCCUGUACUGUGUCUGCAGUCUCUGGUCAUCUCCUGUACUGUGUCCGCAGUCUCUGGUCAUCUCCUGUACUAUGUCUGCAGUCUCUAACCAUCUCC
Staurois parvus is the source of this 512-nucleotide messenger RNA. NCBI's taxonomy places the organism in Eukaryota, Metazoa, Chordata, Amphibia, Anura, Ranidae. The record is from the annotation of a GenBank genome assembly.